AUGACACGAAGUCAGCAGAUGGACGAGCUCCUGGACGUGCUGAUUGAGAGUGGAGAAAUCCCAGCCAACGCCAAGGAAGAUCGGUCCUGCCUGCAGAAGGUCCCUCAGAUCAUGGUGUCUCCAGGGAGCUCGGGCGCCUCUGUGCCCAAGGGCUCUGCCCCGUUCGAGCCGGGCUCCUCGGCCCCGCUGCCCUUCGAGCACUGCCCGGGCAGCAGCGACGCCCACCUGGAGGUGCUGCUCAAUGCCCACAGCCCCCUGGGCAGGGUGGGCGAGAUGGCCCUGCUGAAGAUGGGGGGUGAGGAGCCCCACUUUGAGGGGAUGAUGGAGGGGUUCUCCGGCAAGGCUGCGGACGAACUGCUCAACUCCCAGGAGAUUUUACAGACUCCCCUGUCGCCCAUGGAAACCCAGCUGUCCCCUUCCCCUGCCGAGGGCUCCGCUUUACAGAUGAGUUUCACCGAGUCUCCGUGGGAAACAAUGGAGUGGCUGGACCUCACGCCCCCCAGCUCGGCCAGCGGCUUCAGCUCGCUCACCCCUGCGGGCCCCAGCAUCUUCAACAUCGAUUUCCUGGAUGUUGCCGACCUCAACCUGAACACCAGCAUGGACCUGCACCUGCAGCAGUGGUGAAGGGAC
Molecule: messenger RNA, 630 nt
Organism: Lonchura striata (white-rumped munia)
Lineage: Eukaryota; Metazoa; Chordata; Aves; Passeriformes; Estrildidae
Source: RefSeq, a predicted model, not a curated record